AUGCAGUGGAGUCAACUUCUGAAGCAGCACAUACAAGUACAGAACGAUUUGUCAAUGGCGUUAAGGCGAUUGUUAGACACUCCAAGAGAAAGGGUCCAAUGCCGAGGAGAAAGAAAGGUACGAGGGAGUCGUACUAAAUCACCUGAAGACGACAUAUGGCAUGGAUUUGGUGACGAUCCACCUACUGAUGAGGAGAAGAAGGAGAAGAACGAAGAAAAGUCAAAUGACGUGCGGAUGUGUCAGAAACGUGGUCCUGUGGUCGAUCUGAAGCAGCUCGGAUGGGGUCGAUGGGUGAUUGCUCCAGCGGAAUUCGAAGCCGGAUUCUGCUCUGGAAUAUGCCCAAAUCCGCUUCCAAAGGAUAUGCAUCCAUCAAACCACGCCCUGCUACAGACCCUACUGAAAUCUGCCUCAGUGCCAUCUGUGUGCUGUUCACCGUCGCAGACGCGUUCGUUGACGAUCUUUUAUCGAGACGAACUUGGUCGAUCGACCAUUCGGAACUUUGAGGAUAUGAUUAUUGAGUCUUGUGCUUGUCAGUAG
This is a messenger RNA of Ostertagia ostertagi, 537 nucleotides long. Lineage: Eukaryota; Metazoa; Nematoda; Chromadorea; Rhabditida; Trichostrongylidae. The record is from the annotation of a GenBank genome assembly.